UUGAGAAGCUUCAGCCUGGGUCACGGUAGGGUAUGAGCGGUCAUUGGUGAUACAGUAACUAACGAACAGCAGCACAGUGCCAUUGCACACAGCCACUCGCUGUUAUUAUAAACAAAUAAAACUUUGGAAUUGAGAGCACGGUGCAACAAGAAAGACAAAGUAACAGGCAGCUUUGAAGCUGAGUUCCGUGCUCUGUAGAAAUUGUGUAUAUAAAUUUACCUACUAUAUUUGUAUAUCCUGAAUCUCUUGGAGACUUCAAAGGAGCCGAUAACUGCAUGUGCGUGGUCACGCUGAAUACACAGCAGUGCUAAGAACCUGAAUCAGGGCUGAGGUGCGAGGAUGGGGAGGAAGAAGAUCCAGAUCUCCAGGAUAAUGGACCAGCGCAACAGACAGGUGACGUUCACGAAGCGCAAGUUCGGUCUGAUGAAGAAGGCGUACGAGCUGAGCGUGCUCUGUGACUGCGAGAUCGCACUCAUCGUCUUCAACAGCAACAACCGACUGUUCCAAUACGCCAGCACAGACAUGGACAAGGUGCUGCUGAAAUACACGGAGUACAGCGAACCGCACGAGAGCAGGACCAACACGGACAUCCUGGAGAAGUACCAUAAUGCAUUAGGAUGCAAGUUAAAAAAAAUAAUUACAGUUCAAGGAACCGUCCUUGUGAACCCGCAUUCUUGUGGUCUCGCGAAGUAUAAACGUCGUCUUGCAGAUUUCUCGUGUUUGAAUGAUGUUCUUGGUUUGUUGCAGAGGGGGCUGUACCCAGGGAUGCACACAGGAAGCCAGGUGGUUGCCACGGGGAAAGCGGGUUUAGUUGGGUACACACUGUCUGCUGCAGGGCCACCAGAAUAUUCCCAACCAGGAUUUGCCCAUUCAGUGUCACUACAACGCAAUCCAGUCAGUCCCUGGCAUCAGUCACAACACCAGGACAUGCCCGCCAUGCCACACAGCAUGGGCCAUCUUGCUUCUUACAGGAUAUCUAGCGGUGUCGGCCCCUUUCUUGGACAGAACCCGACUCCGACCCCCCCUCUCGCUACCCCUCCUCCACAGUCUCUGAGCGUCUGCAUCAAAUCAGAGCGCCUCUCUCCGGUCAACACCUGCUCCUCGGCCACGCCCCCGCAGCACCACCUCACCCGGCACUCUCCAAUCAGCAACCCCGAUUCCACAGACACCGCCCCGCUGGACAGCUACCUGGCAAAUCAGAGGGACAACUACCUGAAGGGCGGGUACUCCUGCCCACUGAUGCCUGAGGGCAAAGGAGGGCUGCCUGGCAGGAGGUUAGAAAUCACAGAGGACUGGCAGAGAUAACAGGGCCUGUCAUUUUGGUUUUAUUUUACAGGAAAACCUCUCUUAUCCAAACUGAUUGGGAUCAGGGUGCGUCCAAAACAGUGUAACUGUUCGGAUAAUCGGAUUAAAACUGUAAAACUGUUUAAAUGUCUUUUCUCAAUCAAGGAACCCCCUAUCUGUAAAUAUAUAACACACAACUAUGGCCAAACGUUUUGCAUCACGUCAUCAAAGAAAGCAGAAAAUG
Messenger RNA from Polyodon spathula (Mississippi paddlefish), 1528 nucleotides. Its product is annotated as myocyte-specific enhancer factor 2C-like. Gene Ontology annotation, molecular function: RNA polymerase II cis-regulatory region sequence-specific DNA binding; protein dimerization activity; DNA-binding transcription factor activity, RNA polymerase II-specific. The transcript is spliced from 6 exons. The record is from RefSeq and is a predicted model, not a curated record. NCBI's taxonomy places the organism in Eukaryota, Metazoa, Chordata, Actinopteri, Acipenseriformes, Polyodontidae. Gene Ontology annotation, biological process: positive regulation of transcription by RNA polymerase II. Bases 340 to 1305 code for a protein of 321 amino acids.